Diaporthe citri is the source of this 1008-nucleotide messenger RNA. RefSeq lists its product as uncharacterized. Gene Ontology annotation, molecular function: hydrolase activity. The transcript is spliced from 3 exons. The record is from RefSeq and is a predicted model, not a curated record. Bases 1 to 1008 code for a protein of 335 amino acids. NCBI's taxonomy places the organism in Eukaryota, Fungi, Ascomycota, Sordariomycetes, Diaporthales, Diaporthaceae.
AUGCCUUCCUCGCUUUCACCAACCACGCGCGGCGUGAUCUCUGCCCUCGUCCUAGCGAGCGCAGUACACGCCAAGGACACCCUCAUCGCCCGGGAUGAUAGUGACGCAUACACGGAGCCCAGCACCGACUGCCAUGAUAUCCACAUCUUUCUCGCCAGGGGAAACAACGAGGUGGCCGGGGCAACGACACGGCAGACUUCCGUCGUGCAGGCCGUUUGCGAUGGGCGGAAAAGCUGCGGGUGGGAGGACAUUGACUACAACAACCCCAUGGAUAACAAGUAUGCUGAGGCUUGCCAUGAGGGCGCUGUCAACGGGUUGAAGCAAAUUAGGUCCUACGGCGAGGACUGCCCGGACUCUAAGUUGGUUCUGACCGGCUACUCUCAAGGCGCGCAUGUCAUUGGAGACAUGCUUGGUGGAGGCGGAGGCACCUUUGAGACUAUGGGUGGUGGUGAGCACAUGGGCGAGAACAGCACGGAGGAAUACGUUGAGGGGUUGGACCAAGAUAGCAGCCCAGGCAACCAGAUCGUCGCGGCAUUCCUUUGGGGAGACACGCGCCAUGUAGCCGGCCAGGCCUACGAGGCCUUGGACGGCGGCGACUUCGAGGGCUGGUAUCCCCGCAACAAGACCGAACUAGACAGUCUGAACAAGUGGUCAGACAUCCUGCGGUCAUGGUGUGACGCCCGCGACGGAGUCUGCGCCUACGACACGACGGCGACGGCCAACUACACGUACCACUGGAACUACCUCGAUCUGUACUCGACGGACGCCGCGGACUGGCUCAGCAUCAAGCUCGGGGAGAAGGAGAACACCACAGCCACGGCGACGGCGAGCUCGAGCUCCAGCAAGGCGACUGCCACUUCUACCUCGACCGGCGACGCAGCGGAUUCAACCUCGACCUCGACCUCGGCCGCGGAAUCAGACUCAGAAUCAGGCGCCUGGAGAGCCCAAAGUGCACCGAUCGCAUCACUGGUAGCCGUCGUGGGAUUGAUGGCUGCUUUCUUCAUGUAG